Molecule: messenger RNA, 1000 nt
Organism: Stegastes partitus (bicolor damselfish)
Lineage: Eukaryota; Metazoa; Chordata; Actinopteri; Pomacentridae
Product: glutathione S-transferase 3-like
Exons: 7
Coding region: 83-751 (222 amino acids)
Biological process (GO): glutathione metabolic process
Molecular function (GO): glutathione transferase activity
Source: RefSeq, a predicted model, not a curated record
CUUUCUGCGCUCUUUAUCUUGAUUCUUUCACGGCUGACAGCUGCACAGUUUCUCCGGAUUUCAACACCAAACUACAAUAAUCAUGUCUCAAAGAGCUGUUCUGCACUACUUCAAUGGAAGAGGGAAAAUGGAGUCAAUUCGCUGGCUUUUGACCCUUGCAGAAGCAGAGUAUGAUGAGAUGUUUCUGACAAGCCGGGACCAGUAUGUGAAACUCCUGAAUGAUGGAUCGCUCAUGUUUCAGCAGGUUCCCAUGGUGGAAAUCGAUGGCAUGAAGCUUGUCCAGACAAAGGCAAUCUUCCAGUACAUUGCGGAGAAGUACAAUCUCCACGGGAAAGAUCCCAAAGAGCGCGCCAUAAUCAACAUGCACUGUGAGGGACUCAUGGAUUUAAUGGAGAUGAUGAUGAUCCUGCCCUUCUGUGCAGACCCUAAACCACAACUUGAGAAAGUCAAGACCAAAGCCAACGAACGCUACCUUCCUGUGUUUGAAAAGGCCGUGACCGGACCUGUAUACCUGGUGGGAGGUAGAGUCACCUGUGCAGAUGUGCUGCUGUUUGAAUGCAUCCUGAUGUUGGAAGAGAAAUUUUGUGACAUUCUCAAGGAGUACGACAGCCUCAGGUCUUUCAAGGGCAGGAUGCUCAGUAUUCCGGCCCUUCAUAGGUUUCUGCAGCCAGGCAGCAAGAGGAAGCCGCAACCAGAUGAAAACUACACAAAGACUGUCAAAGAGGUGUUCCAAUUAAACAUUCAGUUCUAAUAAACUCUGUAAAAGAUCCGGUACAUCUCUCACACAGGUACUCCUAAUCAGCCAGCAUGCAGACAUUGCAUAUAUGACAUGUGAAUCAAUGAUGUGUAAUUUCUUAUGUUAAAAUGAAUACUGCACUAAUGUAGCACAGAAGAACGGAUCUAUUUCGCAAGAGAGGAAUUUAUGUAAUCAUGUCUAACACUAUAUGUUUGUUCCAAUGUGAUGAUUUGAACUAAAUAAAUUUCUAAUUUUUGAAGAAUA